AAGGGGAGUGUACCUGUGCCUGUUAUAGAAACCAAGGAUUCAGAGGUCAGCAUGUAGUGGGUAGAAUUUGAGACACUGACGUUAAAGGACAUGAGUACUCAGUCUCUAAUUGGAGCCCAGGAUAAUCAGUCAACCACAACAGGGGCAUCACCAUCUCUGAUUAGUCCCCAGACUCAUCAACUGAGCCUUGAAACAGCAGAAGAGUCUGGCACUGGUUCACACAUUGAUGUAUCAAGCUCAAAGGGGGCUCUUCCAUUUAUAAAUGGUGGCCAGACCAUUCAAACAAACACAGCUGAAGCUCUGAAAAAAGAGGCCCUCAGUCUUCGAAAGCAAGUUGAGAGCAUUAAGAGGGAACGUGCAGCCAUGGAGAUAGAGGUGGAUAGCCUAUGCGGCCCUGGGGCUCCCUGUAGGGCCAGACUUGAAGCCAUGGAAGUAGCCCAUCAGAAAGCAUUGCAGGAGCUGCAGGAGAAACAUGAGAGGGAGAUCAGGGAGCUGGAGGAAGAGAGAGACAGGAUGCUGCAGGAUGAGAGGCGGGCAGUUGCUAAAGCUGUGGAGGCGCUGAGAACAGCACACAGAGAGGAGCUGGAGAGAGUGGGGGAGAAGGCCAGGAGGCUGUCUGGAGGAGCUGCAUCCAUGGAUACUUCAUACAGAGGGCACAUGCCGCAGGCGGACGUCUUGCACAGUGAGUUAGAUGUGCUGUCACAACACUACUCUCAGAAGUGCCUGGAGCUGAGCUGCGCUGAGCAGAGUAGCAACAGCCAAGUGACUGAGCUCGGCCGCAAGGAGAUAGAGCUGGAGCAGCUCCGCAGAGAAAACCAGGAGCUAAAGGCUAAACUGGCAGAAGAGACCAGCCGUUUGCGUUAUUUCAUCACAGGGCAGAAGUCAGACAUGGCAUUGCUUGGCAACAGUGAGCGCACUACAGCAGAAGUAGAGAUACUGCUAAGAGCAAAAGAAAAUGAGGUACAGUAUCUGAAAAAAGAAAUCAGCUGUCUGCAGAACGAAGUGCAGUGUCUUAAGAAGGAGAAAGAAGCAGCUUAUGAACGGUAUAAGGAGGCCUAUGUAGAGCUGAGUGACACCAAGGGUCGCAAUCAGCUGAAGAUGGGAUCCCUUAACGAACACUUGAGACUGGCCAGCGCUGCACUUCAGGAGGGAACAAGACAACAAGGACCUGACCAAUGAGGACAACUCUAAAACAUUUACUUUGAAAAAUAAAGACAAGUCAGUAGAAAGUAUUACAGAAUGUAACAACACCACCAUUAUAUUAAUAUAAUACUAAUAAUAAUAUUAAGUGUUGUUUAGAUUCUAGUUGAAUAUGAUUUAGAGGUGUCAG
Monopterus albus (swamp eel) is the source of this 1330-nucleotide messenger RNA. RefSeq names its product TRIO and F-actin-binding protein-like. The record is from RefSeq and is a predicted model, not a curated record. Gene Ontology annotation, biological process: positive regulation of substrate adhesion-dependent cell spreading. The coding region runs from base 91 to 1179 and encodes 362 amino acids. Gene Ontology annotation, cellular component: actin cytoskeleton. The transcript is spliced from 7 exons. Lineage: Eukaryota; Metazoa; Chordata; Actinopteri; Synbranchiformes; Synbranchidae. Gene Ontology annotation, molecular function: actin filament binding.